Sinocyclocheilus rhinocerous is the source of this 2133-nucleotide messenger RNA. RefSeq names its product zinc finger protein 845-like. Gene Ontology annotation, biological process: regulation of transcription by RNA polymerase II; embryo development. The annotation marks the transcript as partial. Gene Ontology annotation, cellular component: nucleus. The transcript is spliced from 2 exons. Lineage: Eukaryota; Metazoa; Chordata; Actinopteri; Cypriniformes; Cyprinidae. The record is from RefSeq and is a predicted model, not a curated record. Gene Ontology annotation, molecular function: RNA polymerase II transcription regulatory region sequence-specific DNA binding; DNA-binding transcription factor activity, RNA polymerase II-specific.
AUGUACUUUCACAUUUCUGUUUUUUUUUUUUUUUCUCCAACAAAUCAUGUCAAUCCUGGAGAAAAACCUUUGAGUUGCUCUCAAACCAAACAGAAUGAUUUAAAGAAAAGAGGGGCCAAGAAAUCUUUUACAUGCACUCAGUGUGGAAAGAGUUUGACAAGAAAAUAUGGUCUUGAUGUUCACAUGAGAAUUCACACUGGAGAGAAACCAUUCACUUGUGAUCAGUGUGGGAAGAGUUUCACACAAUCGUUAAGCUUUAAGGUACACAUGAACAUCCACACUGGAGAGAAACCAUACAAGUGUUCACACUGUGACAAGAGAUUCAGUCGGUCAGGACACCUGAAGAAACACAAGGUAGUCCACACUAGAGAGAAACCACACACGUGUGAUCAGUGCGGGAAUAGUUUCUCACAAAAAACAAGCCUUAUGAUACAUAUGAGAAUUCAUACAGGAGAGAAACCGUUCACAUGUAAUCAAUGUGGAAAGAGUUUUGCAUUCUUAGCAAACCUUAAGGUACACAUGAACAUCCACACUGGAGAAAAACCUUAUAAGUGUUCACACUGUGACAAGAGAUUCAGUCAGUCAACACAUCUGAAAACACACGAGAGGAUUCACACUGGAGAGAGACCGUACACAUGUGAUCAGUGCGGGAAGAGUUUUGCACGGAAAGAAAUCCUUAUGACACAUAUGAAAGUUCAUACAGGAGAGAAACUGUACACAUGUAAUCAAUGUGGAAAGAGUUUGAAAUGCAAAUAUAGUCUUGAGCUUCACAUGAGAGUUCAUACUGGAGAGAGACCGUACACAUGUGAUCAGUGCGGGAAGAGUUUCACACAAUCAUCACGCCUUAAGAAACACAUGAGCAUCCACACUGGAGAGAAACUGUACUCAUGUGAUCAAUGCGAUAAAACAUUUUUGAGGGCUUCAGUCCUAAAGAAACACUUGAGAGUACACAUGAACAUCCACACUGGAGAGAAACCUUAUAAGUGUUCACACUGUGACAAGAGAUUCAGUCAGUCAACACAUCUGAAAACACACGAGAGGAUUCACACUGGAGAGAGACCGUACACAUGUGAUCAGUGCGGGAAGAGUUUUGCACGGAAAGAAAUCCUUAUGACACAUAUGAAAGUUCAUACAGGAGAGAAACUGUACACAUGUAAUCAAUGUGGAAAGAGUUUGAAAUGCAAAUAUAGUCUUGAGCUUCACAUGAGAGUUCAUACUGGAGAGAGACCGUACACAUGUGAUCAGUGCGGGAAGAGUUUCACACAAUCAUCACGCCUUAAGAAACACAUGAGCAUCCACACUGGAGAGAAACUGUACUCAUGUGAUCAAUGCGAUAAAACAUUUUUGAGGGCUUCAGUCCUAAAGAAACACUUGAGAGUUCAUACAAAGGAGAAGCCACAUUCAUGUUAUUUGUGUGGAAAGAGUUUUUCACGUUUUUCAAUUUUGAAAGUGGAAGAGUACAUGUGCUUUAAUUGUGAAAAGACUUUUACGUCAGCGACCUGUACAAAACUGCAUGAGAGGAUCCACACUGGAGUGAAACCUUAUAAGUGUUCACACUGUGACAAGAGAUUCAGUCAGUCAGCACAUCUUAAAAUACAUGAGAGGAUCCACACUGGAGUGAAACCUUAUAAGUGUUCACACUGUGACAAGCGAUUCAGUCAUUCAUCAAAUCUGAAAACACAUGAAAUGAUCCACACUGGAGAAAAACCUUACAAUUGUUCACACUGUGACAAGAGAUUCAAUAGGUUAGCAGACCUGGAAACACAUGAGAGGAUCCACACUGGAGUGAAGCCUUAUAAGUGUUCACACUGUAACAAGAGAUUUAGUCAGUCAGCACAUCUUAAAAUACAUGAGAGGAUCCACACUGGAGUGAAGCCUUAUAAGUGUUCACACUGUAACAAGCGAUUCAGUCAUUCAUCAAAUCUGAAAACACAUGAAAUGAUCCACACUGGAGAGAAACCUUACAAGUGUUCACACUGUGACAAGAGAUUCAGUCGGUCAACACAUCUGAAAACACAUAAGAUGAUCCACACUGGAGAAAAAUCUUACAAGUGUUCACACUGUGACAAGAUAUUUAAUAGGUCAGGAGACCUGGAAGCACAUGAGAGGAUCCACACUGGAGAGAAACCAUAU